Molecule: messenger RNA, 10466 nt
Organism: Ahaetulla prasina
Lineage: Eukaryota; Metazoa; Chordata; Lepidosauria; Squamata; Colubridae
Gene: PTPRB
Product: protein tyrosine phosphatase receptor type B
Exons: 34
Coding region: 51-6707 (2218 amino acids)
Biological process (GO): protein dephosphorylation; angiogenesis
Molecular function (GO): cadherin binding; protein tyrosine phosphatase activity
Source: RefSeq, a predicted model, not a curated record
CUUAUCUAGACUAUGCUUUUUAAAAAAAAGUGAAGAGAGAGAACGAAGCAAUGGUUGUUGUUAGAGGGAAAAUGGGGGCUUUACUUCGUGUUCUAAUUUCUACUUCCCUGGCCUUUACAAUCUCUGAUAGUUUUCUGAUUAUCCAUGAGCUAAAAGAACAGUGUAUUUAUGAAAGUCAUAAAAUAGCCUAUGUGGGAAUGUGCAACUUGACCAAUAUUAAUCAGCAGUGGAAUUGGUUGCAAGAAGACAAGCUUCUCCAUCUUAGAACUGGCCAAUGUCUGGCCAUCACCGGGUCCAAGGUUGCACAUUCCCGUAAAGUAAUUGUUGCCAACUGCUCUGAGGCUCCUAGCUGGACUUGUUACAGCAGUGAAGGCCUCCUGGAGGUGAAAAACAGCUCGCUCUUCCUUGAGAAACGAAGUUCAAGAGUAGUUGUGAAGAAGGGCAGGAAAUAUCCCCAUAGUUGGAAAAAACUUGAUGUCAAUGAGAAAGGAGAGACCAUCCAUGAAAAUAUUUGUUCAAAGAUUGAUUUCCAAGAUGCUGAACCAUUGGCUCAGAGCACUAAAAACACAUCCUUUCCCUUUAAUCCUAUAACCCAUAAUCCACAGAAUUUUCUUGGCAGUAGCAAUACAAUGAUUUCCAUCAGAAAUGUUACAGAAAGCAACUAUAAGGCUAUGGGCAAAUUCAGUCUUAAGCAGAAUUUAUUUGAAGUGACACAAAAAAACUGGAUUCCUACAACUACCUAUCAUUUCUCUAGCACUACAAAAGAGAGUGGUCUAGCUGCUCCAGUCAAAUGCACCAUCAACCAGACAGAAUGGAAGGUCUCCAGCCAGUCGGUUUAUCUGAGAUGGAACAGCUCGGGCAACCCCUGUAAUUUCAGCGUUAUCUGCAGCUCCAGCAAGGUUUUAUCCAGGGACUGCCAAGCCAUCCAGAAGGACAACGGUUCCUACGAAUGCAACUUCAAUGGCUUGGAAGCUGGGACUUCGUACUCGCUCAGGAUUGUUUCUCUCUCUGAUGGAGAAACUAGCAAUAUCACCCUGCAAACAGAUCCGUUGCCCCCUGCAAGAUUUGAAAUUAAGAAGGACAAAGUUACAACCACCACUUUACAGGUUUGGUGGAGCCCAUCCUUAGGGAAAGUGGACUGGUAUGAGCUACAAUUAUUUAAUGGCAUUGAAAAAGUGGACGAGAUAUCAGUUCCUGGAGGCAUUUCUAGAAGUGAUCAGAUAUUUGCCAAUCUCAUCCCUGGCAAUAAAUACACCAUCACCAUCAGAGCAGUUGCUGGAAAUAAAAAAAGCUCAUCAGUUGACAUCAGUGGGUCUACUGUUCCUUCACCAGUCAACAACAUCAAGGUCUUGAGUAAGAAGCAGUCAUUCCAUAUUUCAUGGUUGCCAGGAGCUGGUCAUGUGGAUCAAUACGGGCUGGUUUUGCUGGAGAAAGAUAUUCUAAUUCAACAGAUGAAUCUAGAGAAAGAUAUUUUGUCAUACAAUUUUUCAGGAUUAACACCGGGAUGUCUAUAUAAUUUGACAAUUAUUUCCAAGGCUCAGGGGAUGGAGAACUAUAAUGUAAGACUAGUAAGAACUGCUCCAGCCAAAGUCUUAGAUUUGAUGGUAGCUAAUGAAGAUAGUCUGGAUACACUGAAAGUGUCAUGGAAGAGGCCUUCAGGAAACCUUGAUUUCUACAAUGUCACCUUAUUUCAACAUGGGUCUUUUAAGGAAAGUAAAAUUUUACAAGCGCAAGUCACAGAGAUCUCUUUUGACAAGCUAAUUUCUGGAAGUUUGUAUGAAGUGAAUGUCAAUGCAAUCAGUAGUGAAUUAUUCACCAAAGUGACAGCUCAUGGAAGGACAAUUCCCCAACAAGUUUCAGAAUUGAAAGUAGACAGCAUGGGUUGGUUGAGAUGUCUGAAAGUAAGUUGGCUUCCCCCCACGGGAGACUGGGACAAAUAUCGUAUUUUACUGUUUGACCGCUCUACAUUACUGCUGAAUACUACUCUGGAGAAAGAUAAAAGAGAAUACAUCAUCAAGGAUUUAGCACUUGUUCCUGGAAGACAAUAUGAGGUGGUUGUUGUUGUAGAAAGUGGAGGCUUACAGAAUAAAGCCCACUGCAAAGGCAGAACAGCUCCACAGCCAGUUCUUCAGCUUCGUGUGAAGCAUGCCAAUGAAUCAUCUCUAACAAUCAUGUGGGCGACCCCUCAGUCUGACUGGGAUCACUAUGUGGUUUCACUGGGACACCGGUCCCUCACAAUCGUUAACAGGGCUCUGGCUAAGGAAGCCAAAGAGUUCACUUAUACCGAUCUGUCUCCUGGACGAAAGUACACUGCUAAUGUCACCACCAUAAGUGGGAAUUUGAGUAACUGGACUUCAAUUGUGGGUCAUACAGUUCCAGCACAAGUGAUGAGCUUAAAUGUAGCAAACCAAGGAACAACCAACAGUCUAUUCACCAAUUGGAUAAGGCCAAAAGGAGAUGUAGAUUCAUACCAAGUGUUGGUCAUUCAUGAAAAUGUUGUCAUAAAAAAUGACACAGUUUCCAGUGAUACCGAUAAGUACCACUUCCAAUCCUUAAAACCUGGAGGACUCUAUUCAGUGGUUGUUACCACUGUUAGUGGAGGAAUAUCUUCCAGACAAGUGAUUGCUGAAGGAAGAACUGUUCCUUCCAGUGUAAGUGGAGUCACGGUGAACAAUUCAGGGCGGAGUGAUUAUUUGAGUGUUUCCUGGCUGCCAGCUGCAGGGGAUGUGGAUAGCUACAUGGUGACGCUCUCUCAUAGAGGUCAGACAGUUCAUCUCAUCACCAUUGCAAAGUCCACCAGCGAGUGCUCCUUCAACACUCUCACACCAGGUCGCCUCUAUGAUGUGAUGAUAACAACCAAGAGUGGGAAAUAUGAAAACCACUCUUUUGGUCAAGAAAGAACAGUUCCUUCAAAUGUCCAGGGACUCACGGUGAGCAAUUCUGCAAGAAGUGACUAUUUAAAGGUAUCCUGGCUACAUGCCACUGGAGAUUACGACAAUUAUGAAGUGAUCAUCAAGCACAACAAUGAUUUCAUUCAAACGAAAACUGUCCCCAAGGAUGUCAACGAAUGUGUAUUCACUAACCUGAUUCCAGGAAGGCUUUACAGUGUAACUGUUUGCACAAAGAGUGGAAAAUACGAAACUAGUGAAAGGGCCAACGGAAGGACAGUUCCAGAAUCAGUAAAAGAGUUGACUCUUAGUGACAGAAGCACUGAAGAUUUAUAUAUUACUUGGUCCAAAGCUGAUGGAGAUGUUGAUCAGUAUGAGAUCCAGCUUCUGUUCAAUGACAUGAAAGUUUUUCCAUCUCAUCACCUUGAAAAUACUGUCAAAUCAUUCAAGUUUACAUCCCUCACUCCAGGACGCCUUUACAAAAUUGUUGUCAUGACAAUAAGUGGUGAAGCACAGCGUUCUACUUUCAUAGAAGGAUUGACAGUUCCAAGUGCAGUUAAAAAUAUUCAUAUUUCACCUGCCAGAAUGAUGAACAGCUUGAAAGUGAAUUGGACCCCUGGAGGAGGAGAUGUUGAUUCUUAUACUGUCACAAUACUUCAUCAGAACCGUCCCCUUGGUGUCCAGACGGUUUCCAAACAUAUAUAUGAGCACACUUUUAACAAACUAGAAGCAGGGGAGCAGUACAUGGUUGUCGUACAGACCAAGAGCGGCUUCCUGCAUAACAAUUCAACUGCUGUUGGACGAACAAUUCCUGCUCCUGUUCAGCAAUUGCAAGCAGACAAUGAAUAUAGCAGUUAUUCAUUGAUGGUGACAUGGAAUGCUGCUCCUGGGGUAUCUGAACGUUAUGACAUCCUCCUGUUGACUGAACAUGGUGUCCUUCUACACAACAAAUCAGAACCAGCCACUGCUAAACAGCAUAAAUUUGAAGAUUUAACACCAGGCAAAAAAUAUAGAAUACAGAUGUUCACUGUCAGCGGUGGUCUCUUCAGCAGCCGGGCAGAAACUGAAGGCCAAACAGCUCCUGCAGCUGUCACAAAUCUGAAAGUUACAGAACGUACCACUGGACGCUUGUCAUUCAACUGGACUACUUCUCUGGGAGAAUUUGAUAAAUACGAUAUUUUUUUGUACAAUCCAGACACAUCUCUUCAGGACAGAAAUUCAGGAAACCAGAAUCUCCAAAAGUAUUCCUUCCAGAAUUUGGUGCAAGGCAGACUGUACAAAAUUGUGAUUGUUACUCACAGUGGCAAGCUUACCAAAGAAGCGUUCAUUUUUGCGAGAACAGACCCAGCUCCAGUUAGCAAUCUCAAAGGAUGCAAUAGGAAUAUGACUAACGGCCUAUGGUUUACUUGGAACCCAGCACCAGGAGAUGUUGAUUAUUAUGAAUUACAUCUUUAUAACACAAAUGGCACACAGAAGGAAGCACAGCGUGGAAAAGAUCUGACGGAGUGGCAUUUCCAGGGUUUAGUUCCUGGUAGAAAAUAUACUCUUGUCGUGGUUACCUAUAGUGGUGAGCUUUUUAAUUCAGCUAAUACAGAGGGACGAACAGUGCCAAUCCCUCCCAGUACUGUGUCAUUUGCUGAUGUGACCAACACCUCUUUAUCCAUCGCAUGGCUGGGCCCUCCUGACUGGACAGACUAUGAUGAUUUUGAGUUGCAGUGGACCCCAAAAGAUGCACUCACAGUCUUCAAUCCUUACAUUAGCAGCAAAUCAAAAGGUCGCAUCUUGAAUGGCCUCCACCCAGGGAGGCUCUAUCACUUCAGUAUCAGGACAGUUAGUGGUCCAGUUCGGAAGACUUACAGUAAACCCCUUCUUGGAACUGUGAGGACAAGGCCGGAGAAAAUACAAAAUUUACAUUGUCGGCCACAGAAUUCAACUGCCAUUGCAUGCUCCUGGAUCCCUCCUGAUUCUGACUUUGAUGGAUAUAGCAUUGAAUGCAAGAAAAUGGACACGGAGGAAAUAGAAUUCUCUAGGAUCAUAGAAAAAGAAAGAUCUGUAUACAACAUUAUGACCCUUGUUCCCCACACAAAAUACUCAGUGUCUAUCAAAGUGCAAUCAGCUGACAUGACCAGUGAGAUGGUAACAGACAAUAGCAUCACUAUGAUAGAUCGCCCUCCUCAACCAGCUGCAUAUAUUCGAGUGAAUAAAAAGGAUACAAUUAUUACCAAAUCCACUAUCCACUUCACCUUCAAUUGCAGCUGGUUCAGUGAUACCAAUGGAGCUGUGAAGUACUUUACAGUGGUUGUGAGAGAGACUGAUGGCAGUGAAAGAAUGAAGCCAGAAGAGUUUCAUCCUUUACCCUCUUACUUGGAAUAUAAACACAAUAAUUCCAUCCAGAUCUAUCAAACAGAUUACUUUCCAAGUAAAUGUUCAGAAAGCCCAGAGAGCAUUUCAAAGAGUUUUGAUAUUAAGCUGGGAGCAGAAAUGGAAAAUCUGGGAGGAAAAUGUGAUGCAAAUCAGCAGAAAUAUUGUGAUGGACCAUUAAAGCCCAGAACUGCCUAUAGAAUCAGUAUCCGGGCUUUUACCCAACUUUUUAGAGAAGACCUUAAGGAAGUCCAGAAACCCUUGUUCACAGAUACAUAUUUUUCUUUGCCAAUUGUGACUGAAUCAGAGUCUUCAUUUGGAGUUGUAGAAGGAAUGACCACUGGUUUAUUCUUAAUAAUUAUGGUUAUGGCUAUCACUGGAUUGCUUGUUUGCAGACGAAAAAUAAAAAGUGGCCAUGAAAGAGCAACAGCAAAACUAAGCAUUCGUAAAGAUAGGCCAUCAGUUCAUUUGAACUUGGGACAAAAAGGGAACUGGAAAACAUCCAGCCUAAUAAAAGUAAAUCAGUUUGAAAUGCACUUCACCAAACUUCAGGCAGAUUCAAACUAUCUCCUGUCUAAAGAAUAUGAGGAUCUAAAGGAUGUGGGUCGAAACCAAUCAUGUGACAUAGCACUUUUGCCAGAGAACCGAGGGAAGAACCGAUAUAAUAAUAUAUUGCCGUAUGACACAACAAGAGUGAAACUUUCAAAUGUGGAUGAUGACCCAUGUUCUGACUAUAUCAAUGCAAGCUACAUCCCAGGCAAUAAUUUCCGUAGGGAAUACAUUGCAACUCAAGGACCUUUGCCUGGCACAAAGGAUGAUUUCUGGAAAAUGGCAUGGGAACAGAAUGUUCAUAAUGUUGUCAUGGUAACUCAGUGUGUUGAGAAGGGCCGGGUAAAAUGUGAUCAUUAUUGGCCCUUUGACCAGGAUUCUUUAUAUUAUGGUGAUUUAAUAGUCCAGAUGCUAUCUGAAUCAGUCCUCCCAGAAUGGACAAUAAGAGAGUUUAAGAUUUCCAGUGAAGAGCAGCUUGAUUCCUCUAGACUUAUUCGUCAAUUCCACUACACUGUAUGGCCAGACCAUGGUGUACCAGAAACCACCCAGUCGCUCAUUCAGUUUGUGAGGACUGUAAGAGAUUAUAUCAAUCGGACCCCUCAGGCUGGGCCAACUGUAGUUCAUUGCAGUGCCGGUGUUGGUCGAACAGGGACAUUCAUUGCACUCGAUCGACUUCUUCAACAGUUGGACUCAAAGGAUUCUGUGGAUAUUUAUGGGGCAGUGUAUGAUCUUAGGCUUCACAGGGUUCACAUGGUUCAAACAGAGUGUCAAUAUGUAUAUUUACAUCAAUGUGUGAGAGAUGUCUUAAGAGCAAGAAAGCUACGCAGUGAGCAAGAAAAUCCCUUGUUCCCAAUAUAUGAAAAUGUGAAUCCAGAGUAUCCCAGAGAUGCUGUUUAUUCAAGGCACUAAAGCUCAGACAAAUUCCUGCUUUUUUGCAGUUCUAUCUGUUAGAUUUUUUUAAAUUAAGUUUUAAAAAUAUUUUAUGCACUACAAGUGCCAGACGUGUUUGAAGCUGUGUGUAAUUUAUUAGUCUGGUGAUAUUUUAAAAUACGUAAUUUAAAUAUAAUAGAUAUUGUUGUAGAUAAAUAUUUUUUGAUAUGUAAAUAUGUUUUAUCUAUAUUGUUUAUAUUAUUCUUCAGAUAAUACUAUUUUUCUAUGUUAAAAUUAUUUUAAUGAAAUAUUCCUUAUAAACUAUCUUAUGUGGAAAAUGUAUCAAGACAUGUGAUUUUUUCCCCCAAAUCAUCCUUUAAUGUAUGAUUCGUAUCUUAUUCUAGCCAUCUUUGUACACAUAUGAAAUACAGCCUGCAUAUCCCAAGAUCUCCAGCAAAAUCAGGUUUCCUAGACUUUUGAAAAUAACAAGUUUUGCCUUAAUAACCUUAUUGAGAGCCCACAGAGUUACAGAAAUAAGUAUACUAUUUUCUUCAUGACUCAGUGUGAGGUAGCUAUCUCAAACCGCAGAAGUCAAGGGAAGUAGUAUCAAUAUAGCUGUAUCUGCAAUGCGAUCUUCCUUCUACUUUCAAAAUUGUUGUGAAUCUCCCAGAAUCCUUUGAAGUGCUUGGCAGCAGAAGGAAGGAAGGAAGGAAGGAAGGAAGGAAGGAAGGAAGGAAGGAAGGAAGGAAGGAAGGAAGGAAGGAAGGCCUAAUCUCAGAUUCACAAGCAGAUGUUGCUUCAUUGCCCCUGAUGCAGCCAGAGUCAUUGCCCAUUUAGUUGAGUUUUGAACAUGGAGAAAAUAAUAAAAUCAGCCAUAUGUCUUGGGCCACUGCAAAUGUCUGAGUAAAACAUGGCCAAAAUCUCUCAGUUAACUUUCCUUUUUUGCUAGCAUUUAAGUACUAGAACAAGCCUUUUUUCAAGCAUAAAGCGUAAAAUUUUCCAGAUUAAAAAAAAGAUGCUCACAUCUUAAAAGAUAUUUUGUAUAAAAUCUUACAAGUGCUGUGUGAUAAUUUUUUUCGGACAGGUUGGUCAUUAUAUAAAAUCAAAUCCUAAUCCGAUGAAAGACCCUCUAAUAUUGGAAGAGAGGGUUUCUUCAGCCUAAGGAAAAUUUAAAAGUUAUUGUUCAUCAUCUAACUAUUCUGACAGCACUUUUGUAGGUAGAAAAAAAUUAACAAUAGCUAUUUUAUGAUUUUAAAACAUUCAUUGCAAAUUGGGUGUUUUCCUGAAAAAGAUUUAUUGGAUUUACUUGCAUACAAAUGAAUGAUUUAUUUACAUUUUUCUCUUAUGAUGUGAUCUUUCAAAAUUCAAAAUUUCUGAUAAAUUUUAUUUCUGUAUUUACUUCAUUUGUAUGCAAUCUUCCCAGCAAGAUGUCUGAGCUUCACAUUUAUAUACAGUAAAAAAAAAUACAAAAUAAAAAUCAGAUUUAAAAAAUGACAGAAUAGCAAUUGAAAAAGUAUAUAAAUAAAUAUAACUAAGACUAGCAGGAAAUAAAAGAUGAUGUCACUGUAAAAGCAUUAUAGCCUAAACCUUUAUGUAUUUAUUCAGAAAUUAGUCUCACCAAGUUACUUUCUCCCAGGUAAAUAAAUAAAUGACUGAAUGAACAAAACCUUCAGAUCAAAUAAUAGAAGGAAAGUUGCAAAGUUACCUUAAGGAUAUUUUAUAACAAAUUAGAUAAAUCAAUUAAAGACACUGAGCUUGACAGCCCAGGGUCAUGACCCAAGUGCCACAUAAUGCGGUGAGCUACUUGCCCCAGCUCCUGCCAAUCUAGCAGUUCAAAAGCAAGUGCAAGUAGAUUAAUAGGUACCCCUUUGGUGGGAAAUUAACAACAUUCUAUAUGCCUCGGCCUAUAGUCAUGUGGCUAUAUGUCCACAGAAGUAUCUUCAGAAAAUCCUGGCUCCCUAGGCUAAGAAAUGGAGAUGAAUAUUGUCCCAUAGAAUCAGACACAACUGGAGAGGGGAAAUUUUUACCUUUAUUACAACGAAGAAUAUGUAUUUCCUUGAUGAUUAUUAUCUUAUCUAACUAUCUUACAAUCCAGGUAAUUUAAGGGCAAUGAGAAUAUUUUGUAUCACCACCAUACAAUGAAAUUUAAUUAUUUUCAUGGAAUUCCAAAUAUAUUAGAGUUAAUUGCUGAAGUGUUCAUCUGAUGCUUUCAUAAUAAGUUCUGUUUUAAGAGGAAAACAUUUUCCCCUAAUAAUACAUAUUGUAUGAAAAAAUUGAUUAGGUGGAAGAUUGUAAUUAUCAAUCUGAAGCAGUUAUUACACUUCACAGGUUUUCAAACAGUUUUUCUAGUGUUCUACUUAGUAUUCCAAAGAAUAGUAAAAUUGCAUAAUGCUGUCCUCAAAUUAUUUGACUGGAACAUGGAACAGUUGAACGGAAGUAUUGAAUGGGUCUUUGAAUGUAAAAUGUUAGAAACUCAAUAGGUUUCUGUUAUGCAUUUUUGCUAAGUAAAUCAGCCAUAUUUUUACAUCAGCUGGGAGAUAUAAAAAAAUAUCAAUUUAUAUUAUCUCCUAUAAGCAAAAAAAAACAAACCCCAAAAGUUAAAUUUAGAAUAAGUGUCUAUCAUGGGAGAAGAAGGAAUUCAGAAGCAGCACGAUCCCCUUGUCACCAAGGAGACAGAAGGAGCAGACGCUGUUUCAUUUUUAGUAUUUUGCAGACCAGGUGCAUUGUCACAACAAACUGCAGUGACUAGCUGAAAGAAAACUCCCACAAUACAUCUGUAAAAUGUGAACUAAACUGAAGUGAAUUUACACUACAGAAUUUACUCUACAUAUUGAAUGCUUCCACCAUGUUCUAACAGUUCUCAAAUGCUUCAGUCCCUGUGUGAAUCUGCUUUUAAUUCGUAGGUUGCUUGAAUAAGAAUAUUUAUUCUUUAAUCAUUUAUUACAGUCUGUAUAAAAUAAUUCCUCCUCUCAGUCUGCAAGUAAUAUGCCUACGAGAUCAUUUAGCCAGAAUGUGGCAUUUAGUAGAGGAAAGUGAGGACUAGAGAAUAUGUUCUCUAGAAUAUGUAUUCUCAAUAUGACUUUCCAAAUGUGAAAUUCUGCACUAGCAGACUACAUUUAUGCACAUGUUAUAUGACUGCAUAUUCAACAUAGACAUUUUCUUCGCUUAAGAGCGGAGAAAACAUGCAUAGCUGUCUUUUCUCUCCCCAAACUAACAAAGACUUUAACCUCAAGAGGAGAGAGAAUUUGCAACCAUGAUAGCUGGACAGCAAAACAAAAGGAGAAAAAUCCUGACAAUAUUACCAAUAAUAAAAUGGCAGCUUUGUGUGUGUGGCUUUGAAAAAAAUAUAAAUAGUACUGUAUAAAUUAUAUCCUAUUAUGUUUAUUUUAUCUAUUGUAAUAAUAUAAUUAUUUCUGCUGAGGAAAUCAAUCAAAUCCAGUAAUAUACAAUAUGAUGUGAGGAAAUUCUGGAUUGUACAUUCUUGUUACAAACUCUAUCAGAGAUCACAAAAGGCAAUCCUCAUUUCUAAUUUCUCUCCUUUAUAUGUGCAGUCCAAACAAAUAAGACUACCUCAGCCUCUGGCUCCCAACAUUUCAGCGUGAUGCUCUUAUGAUUUCAAUAAAAGAAAAUAUCUGUAGCUCCUGGUUGAACUGUGAAGUGUUUGGUACUCUCUGAUUUUGGUUGUUUGCUUGAAGAUGUUUCAUUAUCUAACUAAUAUCAUCUGUGCUGGUGAAUAUGCAGCUUGUCCCUGUUUAUAUAAAGACAUUUGUGAUUUAUUUAUUUAUUUAUUUUAUUUUG